Coniosporium apollinis CBS 100218 is the source of this 219-nucleotide messenger RNA. RefSeq lists its product as uncharacterized. Gene Ontology annotation, biological process: nucleotide-excision repair; transcription by RNA polymerase II; nucleotide-excision repair, preincision complex assembly. NCBI's taxonomy places the organism in Eukaryota, Fungi, Ascomycota, Dothideomycetes. The record is from RefSeq and is a predicted model, not a curated record. Gene Ontology annotation, cellular component: transcription factor TFIIH core complex; transcription factor TFIIH holo complex. The transcript is spliced from 3 exons. Bases 1 to 219 code for a protein of 72 amino acids.
AUGGUGAAAGCUCUGAAAGGCGUUCUCGUCCAAUGCGACCCAUCUAUCAAAGCAAUCCUCCUCAAAAUCGACGCCGACAGUGGCAAUGAGUACAUCAUCGAAGACCUUGACGAAGAGACGCUCUUCGUCAAAGAGAGCAAGGUGGCUUCUCUGAAAGAGAAGUUGAAAGUAACUCUGAGGGAGACUGUGAGGGAGAACACGGACUCGGAUUCCGAGUGA